AUGGCUUCUCAAGAACCAAGACAUACUUACCAGGUGUUAAGCUCCGAAGAAAUUCGUCGGCGUAAGAAUGCCAAGAGGGGCAUUCAGUUUUGCAUUAUGGUUAUCGGCGAAACUGGUAGUGGUAAAACUACUUUCCUAAACAAUUUGUGUAAUAGACAAAUCUUUGUGGAAGACGAACCAAUAGAUCCAAGUAAGGCUCAUAUGAACCCAGGAUUGGAAAUAUUUACUCAUCAAGUUCAACUUCAUGAAGAAAACUCUACUCCAAUCAGCUUAGACAUUAUUUUAGCUCCAGGGCUUGGCGAUAACAUUGAUAACUCAAGAAUUCCAGGCCAAGUAGUAAAAUACUUGGAGACGCAAUUUGAUUCGGUGUUAAAUGAAGAGAUUAGAAUUAAAAGAAACACCAGAAUCAUGGACACUAGGCCUCAUGCAUGCUUAUAUUUUAUUAGAGCUACCUCCAGAGGAUUGAGAGAGUUUGAUACUCAAUUGAUGAAGGAGCUAUGCACUAAGGUUAAUAUUAUUCCGAUAAUCAGCAAAGCUGAUCUUUUCACUGAACAAGAAUUAGUGUUGAAUAAAAAAUUGAUCAUGAGGGAUAUCAAGGCAAACAAUAUAAAGAUCUAUGAUUUUGCCAACGAUAAGUUGGAGGAUACCUUGGUUCCUAUUGAUGAUAAUCCCGUUAACAUCGAGAAAUAUGAUACUGAGAAGGGUACUACUGGCUUCAAUACAUAUGGUAGAUCAGUCAUCGACGAUUCUAACUAUGUGAAUGAGGUUAACUCUGCUACUAGGAUUCAGGAUAUGUUGCCAUUCGCCAUUGUUAGCAGUAAUAAAAAGAAGCAAUAUCCAAACGGUGAAGUCUACCACGUCAGAGAGUAUCCAUGGGGCGAUGUGAGAAUUGAAGACCGUACUCAUUCCGAUUUCGUUUAUUUGAAGAGUAUAUUACUAGGCUCUCAUUUGCAGGACUUGAAGGAUACAACUCAUGAUGUCUUGUAUGAAAAUUAUAGAACUGAGAAAUUGAUGUCUAGAAACCCAACAGUUUCAGCAGACAAUGGGGGACAAGACUCAACCAUGAUGAGCUUCACACUCAACGGGGAUGAUGUUUCCAGUGUAAACAAUGCAAUGAAUAAUGCAGCUCUUAACUUGAAUCAUAAUAGUCUAUAUAGCGUGAGCCAUUCCAGAGGUAUUAAUGUUCAUGAAGAAGAGGAACAUGAUUUCAGCCCUGUCAAUAAUAUUGGACAUGAUGACAGUGGCCAUAAUGGUCAUAACAUGCCUAAUAGUCAUGGUCACGGCAGCAGAUCACAAUCUAGUGCAUUUACAAACGAUUACGCUGGCAUGGAAGACUUCCAACUUAAAAGCCAACUCCAGAAAGCUAGAGGGCAGAGUUACGCCGCAGACGUGGACUAUAUUAACCAAGAAAAAGGACUAGCUAUUUAA
Messenger RNA from Eremothecium sinecaudum, 1428 nucleotides. RefSeq names its product septin SPR28 (gene SPR28). Gene Ontology annotation, molecular function: molecular adaptor activity; GTPase activity; GTP binding. Gene Ontology annotation, biological process: actomyosin contractile ring assembly; division septum assembly; cellular bud neck septin ring organization. NCBI's taxonomy places the organism in Eukaryota, Fungi, Ascomycota, Saccharomycetes, Saccharomycetales, Saccharomycetaceae. The record is from RefSeq and is a predicted model, not a curated record. The transcript has a single exon. Bases 1 to 1428 code for a protein of 475 amino acids. Gene Ontology annotation, cellular component: cytosol; cell division site; septin complex.